This is a messenger RNA of Humulus lupulus (European hop), 735 nucleotides long. Its product is annotated as protein FAR1-RELATED SEQUENCE 1-like. Bases 1 to 735 code for a protein of 244 amino acids. Gene Ontology annotation, molecular function: zinc ion binding. The transcript has a single exon. Lineage: Eukaryota; Viridiplantae; Streptophyta; Magnoliopsida; Rosales; Cannabaceae. The record is from RefSeq and is a predicted model, not a curated record.
AUGUACUAUAAAGUGGCUGAUCAAAUCAAAGCGGAACAUGCGUACUUUGUCAACAAUUGUGAAGACAACGGUGAAUCAUUCUCCUACAGUUUGUCAAAGUUCCAACACGAGGAUAGAGUGUACAACGUUCAUUACCACCCACAAGAGGAGACAUUCACCUGUCACUGCUUGCUUUUUGAGACAGACGGCUAUCCAUGUAGACAUAUUUGGGCUGUAAUGAAAUACCGUCAUAUGAAGAUAGUACCACAGUCUCUCCUGCUGAAACGGUGGAGUAAGAAUGCAAAAGCAGACCUCCCCCUCGAACUAAAGCAACAGUUAUUUGAAAUGGCUAGGCAGGCAUCCCUCGCUUUCGAUACAAACUUGUUGAGUUAUUACGCUUCCAAGUCUGAGCAAUCUUACACCAAAGCGAAACAAGAAGUGGCAACACUAACUGCAAUGUUCAAGGAUGCAGUUCCAUUGGAAUCAAACACCGGUGACAAUGACUCGGGACGAUAUCAAACCUAUCAAGAAAAUGAAAACAUUACCAGGGACCCAACACCUUGUAGAACUAAAGGAUCCGCCUAUGCAAGAAACAAUAGGGACAAUGUUACGAUAGAUAUGUCGGAUGGAGCAGUUAAAACUAAAAGGAAGUGUUCGAACUGUUAUUCUGCUGACCACAAUCGAAGAACAUGCCCUCAGCUGGUCGGUCUACCGCUUCCUCACAGUCAACAACCCUCACCAAGUAAGAGAGCUUAG